CCAAUUCCGCUUACUGCAUAUUGUAUAUACUUAAAUGUUAAAUUGUAUAUAAAAAUAAAAUAAAGUCUAAUGUAUUUAUAAUAAUACACAAUGGGCAAAACAUCAAAGGACAAACGCGAUAUAUAUUAUCGCCAAGCCAAGGAGGAAGGUUGGCGUGCUCGCAGCGCCUUUAAGUUAAUGCACAUUGACGAGGAGUUUAAAAUAUUCGAAGAUGUACAGCGUGCAGUAGACUUAUGUGCAGCACCUGGUAGCUGGUCUCAGGUGCUGUCACGCAAGCUAUUCGAGUCCCGUCUAACAGAUGAUGAAAAGCUGGCUGUAAAGAUAUUGGCAGUAGAUUUGCAGGCUAUGGCUCCCAUACGAGGAGUAACGCAGCUGCAGGGUGAUAUUACGAAAGAAAGCACAGCUGAGGCAAUAAUUAAGCACUUUGACGAAGACGGUAACCAGAAGGUUCAGCUAGUAGUGUGCGAUGGCGCACCGGACGUAACUGGCGUGCAUGAAAUGGACGAGUAUAUGCAAAACCAGUUAAUAGUCUCAGCGCUAAGUAUAGCCACUUUUGUGUUAGAGCCAGGCGGCAAGUUUGUGGCUAAAAUAUUCAAAGGCAGAGCCAACACUUUGCUCGAGUCCCAGAUGCUAACGUUCUUCCAACACUGUGAAAUCUUUAAACCGAAGAGUUCGCGUCCAUCAAGCAUUGAAGCAUUUGUAGUCUGCACAGGAUUCAGUCUGCCCGCUGGCUACAUUCCACAAAUCAUCAAUCCGGCGAGGGAUGAUAUAAGAGAAUUGGCUGGCAAGACUGGCUCCGAGAUUAAUCGCAAACUGUUGCCGUUUAUAGCUUGUGGAGAUUUAAAUGGUGGUUGCGAUGAGUCAAAAAUGACUAAAAUGGGUAACUUUAGCGCAGAGGCGUAUUCAAUAGCAUAUGACACGAUGAAAGCCGAUCUUGAGUUUCCAGAUGAAUUUAUGGAAGAGAUGGAAAAUAUGUUUAACGGUUUGAUCAACGGUAAUUAAAGUCAGUAAGUAAAAAUAAAAAAUG
This is a messenger RNA of Drosophila busckii, 1027 nucleotides long. It is a transcript of the gene Trm7-32, whose product is annotated as putative tRNA (cytidine(32)/guanosine(34)-2'-O)-methyltransferase 1. Gene Ontology annotation, biological process: cytoplasmic translation; tRNA methylation. Lineage: Eukaryota; Metazoa; Arthropoda; Insecta; Diptera; Drosophilidae. The record is from RefSeq and is a predicted model, not a curated record. The transcript is spliced from 2 exons. Bases 91 to 1002 code for a protein of 303 amino acids. Gene Ontology annotation, molecular function: tRNA methyltransferase activity. Gene Ontology annotation, cellular component: cytoplasm.